GCGAAUAUUUGAUUUCUCAUAUCCACCGAUGAGGUUGGUAAAUGUUGAAUGUGGAACUGAAUUGCAAAGGCGGUGCCCUCUUUCUUUGUAACACAACACCCUCUCCCCCGAUCCCUCUUUGGGUCUUUGCUUUCAAAUCCAACAAAAUCAAUGGAUCAAAGUUUCAACGAUCGGGUGGAUAAAGUAUUUGGGUCUAUUUCAUCUUCUUCGUCGACGCCGUGGUCUCUCACCGACGCCCAGGUUGAAAGGCGAGUGUGGAACCGUCAUAAAGCUGACAAUAAAGACGAUGAUGAUGAUGAAACCCUUGUCUCUUCUUCUUUCGAUAAUUUGUUUAACGGCCGAAGUAAUCGCAGGAAAAGCCUAGACGAAGACGAUGAUGAAGAUGUCGGAGGCGAUGAUGCCUUUGAGACCGAAAACGAUGUAGAUGAAUGGGACAUUCGAUCUUCAAUCGGAUUGGAUUCUACUCUUGAUAAAGAGGAAGAGGAAGAUGCAUAUGAUAAGAUGGCGGAAGGAAGGGAGAAUGGUGAUGAGUGUGAGCGUGUAUAUAUGAAGGAUGUUACUGAUCAUGGGCCUUAUUUGAAUUCACACAAUGUUCUCCCAAGCUUGGUCCAUGAAAAUCAUGAUGCUGCAAAAACCAGGUUGAAAGAAGAAGAUGAUGAUGAUGAUGAACCGAUGUUAAAUGCAGAAGAAGUAGAAGCUUGUGUCCCUGCAGCAUCCGGGGAGUGUGAGGGUGGUUAUGGUAUGAGAAUCAAGUCGAUACUGAAAAGGAAAAAUAAUGAUGAUGCGUUGAAGCCAACAGCAAAACGUGUGAGGUUUGACCCGAGUUGUAACAAGACUGAUGGAUUAAGAAAUGGCAUCCAGGUCCAGGGUUUUGCCUCGCCUGGGAAUGUUCCAGAUUAUGUUGUGAAUCCUUCAAAGUAUACACGUUAUGAUUUUGAUGAGGAGGGGUCUAAUCGUGAAGCUUAUUUGGAGAUCAUGGAAUCAAAGCAUGUUGGAGUGGAGGAAUCAUUGCCUACUAGUAGUAGUAGUAGUAGUUCGGUAGUCUUUAUUCCAAGGAAAAAGAAAAAGAGAGGCGAUGAUGAUGAUGAUGAUGAUGAUGAUGGUAUUGGUGCUGGUGAAGCAGCAGCAUUUAACCAUGUCCGUGUCCGUGAGGAGCAGGCUAAGGCCAAGAGAUCAUCUACAGCUAAAGGCAUUAUUGCCAUUGCUGCUUUAGAAUUAGAGGUACAACAACAGCAAGGUGAAGGUGAAGCAAUUAGCCAAGAGAUGCAGGAAGAGGAAGAGGAGUCACAUGUUUGUAGCAAGAAGCCAGGUCGUAAAUAUAGGUCAAGAAUGGAACAAAAAGAUGAUGAUGAUGAUAAUACUUCUUGAUGACUUGAUGUUGCUUUGCUUUGCUGUGCCUGACUGCCUGUCAUUAUUACUAUUAUUUUUUAAGUCACGUAAUUCAACUUGUAUUGGUAUUUGGUAA
Molecule: messenger RNA, 1465 nt
Organism: Lactuca sativa (garden lettuce)
Lineage: Eukaryota; Viridiplantae; Streptophyta; Magnoliopsida; Asterales; Asteraceae
Source: RefSeq, a predicted model, not a curated record